GGUGGCGCUCAGAUCAUCCCUGCACCUUUUCUUUCUCUAUCUCAUUAACUCUUCCAGUCCAAAUGACGAAUCCCUGUUUUAUGUGCGUGACUCACUCACGUUUAUCUGGUGGAAGCUGAAACUGCCCUGUUUCCAAUUUUCUCAAAAUCGAAACUUGGAGGUACCGAGCAUGCGCAGUAGCUCCCGCUCUGCAGAGUGCUCUCAGAUGACGGGGAUCUGGUAAAAUGUCGGGAGCUUCGGCGUUUUGCUCCCACAGUCUCUGAGAAAUUUCACAGCUGGUGUCGUGUUUUUUUAUUUCAUUAUUUUAACCCAGACGAUAAAAAGCACAAAUGCCGACUUCUCAGCAGCUAUCCAAGAUGGAAAGUAAAAAUAAGUCAUCGCUGAUGAUGUGAGGAAAGGACACAGUAUAUCACAGAUGGAAGCUGAAAAUAAGUAGUUGCUGAUGAUGUGAGGAAAGGACACAGCAGAUCAUGGCAGACAAACUUGACCAGUCACCCAAGAGCUGGACUGAAUCUCAAGUAAGCACCUGGCUAAGAUCUAUUGGAGUGAAGGAGCAGUACAUAGAGAAACUCUAUGAGGAAGAAGUAGAUGGACGUAUCCUUGUUACACUGGAUGUGGCCUUUUUAAAGACAGAGUUUUGCAUGAAAUCAGGGCCUGCUCAUUAUAUAAUUCAAAAGAGAGAUGAGCUCAUCAACUCCAAGCAAAAGUCUCAAGAGAAGAAAAAGUCCACCAAAACUGAGUUGGAGCAGAAAAAUAAUCAGAAUCAGUGUCCUUCUACAACAAGUGAAGGUCGUCCACCGCAUAUGCCUGGAAGAGAUCAAGAUGCUAUAAAAGAGAGAGAGAGAGAGUCAACAUUGAAGGAAGACUGCAGACCACGACCAUUUGAUCAAGAAGGGAUUGAUUUCAUUUAUGUAAAGCACCGAGUCCUGCAGCCCGAAUCUGGCGCUUUUAACCUGACAGCUCCAUGCCAUGAAUUUAAGUCUUUUUCUGUAGCUGCUGGUUUGGAUCGUACAAGACUCCAAGCUAAGUUUGCCAAAGAAGUCCUUAAAUUUGCAACUGGCUGUAUGAAUAUCAGAACAAAUGGUACAAUACACUUUGGUGUGAUGGACAGUAAGGAGGAUGCAGGAUAUGUGCAUGGUGAGAUAAUUGGUAUCCCUGUAAAAGAGAAAGACAUCUAUGUAGAUGCUCUGGACUAUAUUGAAAAGAGCAUCUCUUCUGACAAGGAGCAUGUGCGCCAGUGUGUGCGGCCACCAAGGUUCAUUGAGGUUAUGGAUCAAGAAAGCACAGAAAAGAGGUACGUGGUUGAAGUUGACAUUGUGCCUUUGUUAAGUGUUGUAAAGAGCAAAGUGUAUGCAGUCCGCCUGCCAAACUUCAAGGAAGAAACGAACAAAGUAGAAUAUGAGAAGGAGACUACUCUGCGGAGGGUGGGCUCAAAAACAGAGCCGGUUAGUGACAAAGACCUGUGGGACUUUUACCAGCGAGUGAAAGACCGGGAUGCCUUAAGAGAAGAAGCAGAGAAGAAUCAGUUCCUCAGUGCCCCAGACUUCUGCAAAGACCUUGGAAGAAAACUCACAAUGCUGAUGACAAGUGGGAAGAAAUUCAUGGAAAAGGAGAAAUGGUUCAUUCUCGUCACAAACAGAUUUAAACCUGAAGACCUCUGCAGCAUUGACUGGCUGGUUAACAUGAACAUAUUCUGUGUGUUUGACUUUGACCCAGACUCAAAGGUAUCAGGUCUUUGCAGUAAAUACCUUGAGCAUCAUGUUGCAAACAUGCAUUCUUUGCAGAGCUAUAGAAAAUCAGGUGACAUGACCAUCAAAGAAUUUACAAUCGACCUGCAUCUGUUUGAGCAGACUAGCUGGAUCUUUUGUAAUGGCCAGACUGAUUUCAAAGGAAGUGAAACACCAUGUGAUGAAAUGACUUGGAUCAAGACAAAAAUGACUUUCUUCAGUGAAGCUGUGUCUUUGAUUUGUAAACAAAUCUUGCCAAAAGGGACUUUCCAGGUCCUUUUCCUUCUCACAUCACCAGUCGAAAAACCACUCUUGCACACCUUUUAUGAGUUUUUCAGAGACAUGGAAGGCCAUGAAGACAUCAUCUGCAUCUGUGAAUCACAGAAAAACUUCCAGAAGUGGCAAAGCUUUGCAGAGGGCUCAUGUGGAACAGAAACUGUGAACAAUUCCAGUGUUGUUGGAAUGAAAAUGAGUCACAUUAAUGCAACUCUGCAGCUAAUACAACCCGUUAAAGCCUGUGCCAGCAAACACUUGCCAAUCUUUGUGAAAGGGACAUGUCUUCUUGAAACACAGGUGGAGGAACAGAUGUAUUCUCUGGAAAUUGUGACAGUCAAUCAUUGUGAUGAAACAAGCAAAGACUUCAUCAAUGAAGAGAAAGAAAACAUUGAACAGCAGUUCUACCAUGGUGGGAGAGUGAACUGGCUGAAUUUCUGGCUUGCUGAGCACAAGUAUGUUGGUGAGGUCAUCGAAAGAGAUGCUUAUCAUGAAGUUUCCAAAUUUCUCAAUGAUGCUUUGAAAUGGAACGCAGAUGAAACUCCAGUGAACAGUAUAAACAUCUACCAUCAUCCAGGAAGUGGUGGAAGCACUGUGGCGAGACAAGUGCUGUGGAACAACAGAAGAGAUUUAAGGUGUGCUGUUGUGAAGCCUUCAUACCCAGCUGGUGUUGUGGCGCAACAUGCAGUUGAACUAAGAGAAUAUGAAGAAAAAGAUCCACACAGGUGUCUUCCUGUGCUGCUCCUCAUUGAAGACUCAGAGAAAGAAUAUCUGGAUGAUCUCAGGAAUGAACUCGAGGUUGCUGUUAACACCAAAAGAAUCCAGUUUGGAACUCUGUGUUUCAUCCUGUUGAGCUGCAGACGAUCUUAUGAUCCAGAGAGGAAAUGCAAGGAGUCUCCAUUACAGAAUGUGUCUGUCACUCACAAACUGUCUCCUCAGGAGAAGAGAAAGUUUUCUGGAAAACGACAGACGCUUGAGGAGCGAUACGAGCCUGAUUUCAUCCUGACAUUUGUUUUGAUGAGUGAGGAAUUCAAUGUAGAUUAUGUUCAACAGUUUGUGGAACAUUUGCUUGAGGGCAUUGACCGUAAAUCUGUUGUCACUCGCCUGAUUCUCUAUGUAGCACUGCUGAACACUUACGUUCAGAAUUCUUUCAUUUCUCAAUCCCAUUGUGAAGCUCUGCUUGCUUUAACCAUUCACUUGGAAAGGUUUCACCAGCAUGAAUUUGAGAAAUCACUCAGCCCUCAGGCUAAAUUAGUCUUCUUGCACCUCAGAGAUGACAAGACACAUAUCGAAUCCAUCAGAAUCAUCCACCCACUUGUUGCGAAGGAAAUUCUCCUACAACUUUUGGGGAGCCGACAGACCCAAAGCAGUUUGGCCAUGGAUUUGCUCCAUGAGAACGUGCUCUUUGAACACAGAUUUGGAAGGGACGAAUAUCUCUCAUUUUUGAGAGCACUUUUCAUUCGGAGAGCCAGAAUAAGCAAAGGGGACAAAUAUGAUAGUUUUUUCUCCCCUUUGAUUGAGCAUGUGUGUGAAAAUGAGAAAAGCCCAGACAAAGCAAUUGAGCUACUCCAGGAAGCCUUCCAGCGUUUCACUCAAAAUCCAUUCUUUGCACAACAACUUGCUCGUCUUCAUUAUACUUAUGAAAAGUUUGAAGAGGCAAAACACUGGGCAGAGACAGCAGCUAAACAGCUGCCCAACAACUCAUACAUACUUGACACAAAAGGGCAGGUGUACAAAAAAUGGUUUCAAGCUAAAUACAAGGCCAUCGAAAAUGACAACAAACCAAAGACAGCUCAAAAUACAGCAGGUGCUGUGGAGACUGCACUCAAAGCCAUUGAGUGUUUUCAGGAAUGUGAGAAAGCAGCUGAGGCAGAUAUGGAAACCAUGAACAGUUCAGGGUUUUUCUCUGAAGUUGAGGUUGGAUGCAGCCUUCUCAAACUGAUCACUUCAUUGGAUGUUUUUGCAAACAGAGCCAGUGGUCAUUCAGAGUGUAUGAAGUACCUGUUAACACCAGAUUACAUUCCAGAAGGAGUUGAAGGUCCCUGGGAACCAUUUCAUGGCCAUUUGAAAAAACUUCACAAGACAAUGCAAGAUGCUUUGGAAUGGAUUUCAGAAGACCUCAGUUACUUCCAGACGGACAUUGGUGCAGAUGAAGAAGAGACCCCUGAAAGUCCAGAAGAGAAGAUCAGUCAUCCACUGACAUGGCUGGCAAAAAAAUCUUCAGAGUAUGGGAAGUACUUUAGUGAAUCUUAUUUCACUGCACUUCUGAAAAAAGGGCAGUCAAUCCCAGCCAAUCUCACUCCAUUCCAAAAACGCAUGAUCAUCUGCCACCUGGGUGGGGGGAACGUAACAUCCAUCCUCUCCAAGCUAAGUGACCAGAGGGAUGCAGUACAUCUAUUACAGAGCAUGCUUUCUCUCUACCCAAGCAAUCCAGUAAAGGCCAAAUUUGGUCAAAGGGAUAUCGUCAAUUACAUAGUAGCCCACAUUUCUUUGAACUGCUUGUCACCACAGACUCAGAAGGUCACUCCUCUGAAAGAUCUGCAGGCACUUUGCCGUCAGUUCCCAUCUGAUAAAAGGAAAUGCUUACCAAGUGCCCUGUUCUUGCUUACCUUGUUAUUCUGGCCCGAGGAUCAUGACACAGCACUUGAGAAAGAAACGAAAUAUGAAAUUGUGCAGUCGGCUGUUGAACAUAUGGAAAAAGGCUACUGGACCAAGAAAAAGGACCUUCCUCCGAGGAGAAGAAGAAUUUACACUCAUUUCUUUCUGGGCAAUGGAAACGGAUUGGACAAAUUUGUCCACAAGAGAAAGUUUGAAAGCGUCACAAAGGGGAUCUCAGUCUCUGAGAAACGUAUGAAAUGGUUUAGGGGAGAGGCAUGGAAAAAGCCAGAGAUUGCUAAGAUGCUGAAAUGUGUUUCUGGAUGGACUGAAGAUGGAGCGGUGUACCUUGAGGGUCCUCAGAAAAAGAAGUUCAGUAUUGUGCCUCUUCAUGUACCUUCAGUGCCUCAUGGUAAUGAAAACAUUACAUUCUACCUGGGGUUUACAUUCAGAGGCCCUGUUGCCUGCAACAUUGUUGUGAAAAGUUCUUAUUGAACAAUGAUCAUAUCACUUGCGGCUGUAUGCCAGCACUUGACUGGUAUCCAACUCAUUGUCAAGAGCAAGAACAGAUCAAGAUGAAUUAGUGAAAGACACAAGCCUUCCUUUAACAGUUGUCAAGCAGGUAAUACAUGUAAAAGACAAAACAAAAAAUGUACAGUACAGGAUGUUGACUUGUAAGAUGUAAGAUAAUUUGAUAGUUUUUAUACAUCUAUAUAUAGCUACACGUGUUUGUGUAAACAAGGACAAACUACUUUUUUAUGUAUAUGAAAAUGGACUGACGUGAUUGACUCUGGAUUCCCAGGCUUAUAACAAAAAACUAUAAACUGAAUUUCCUACUCUUGAGCUCAAUGGUUCCCAAAUAGAAACUUUACUUUCCUGUCUACACCUGUAUAUAUUACCCUUUUAUUUUCAUAUUGUUUGUCGAUCAAGUUCAGUCCCACUGCAAUUCACGUUUUUUGUAGAUCUUUUUUUAUGUACUGACAGUUCUUUAUUUUCUGUGAUGUGUAGUAAAGUUUUUUUUUUACAUUAUUAUGGAGAAGCAUUUGAUCAUGCAAAGUAUUCUUAAAUAUAUGUAAAACAUGUAUGCAGUUAACUAUUUGUUUCUUUAAUUUAGUUUUUUGUUGUCUUUCUGUGAAUACACUGACCUUUCAAGUUCAGAUGGACCGCUGUUCACAUUUCUUGCAGAUUUUUUUUUUUCUUACACCAACUCUUCUUUAUUUUCCAUGAUGAGUAUGACAUGAGAUGGAGAAAGAAAUGGAAUCAAAUGCAUCUAUGUUCAUGGGAAUUGAAUCAGUGUUCCACUUUCAACAAUAAAUGUAUUAAGAGCUGAACAGCAAUUGUACAGUUACACUAUACAACACAAAUAGAGUCAGUCAGGCUGUUGUGCAUGAAUGUGCUUUAUUAUUUUAUAUAGUUGCACUGAAUGGGAUUUGUGAUGAUUAAAUAUUUGAGCAUAUGUGAGUGUAAACAUUUGUGUUCUUAAAUAUACCUAAUAUAUGUCACUUAACACAAUGAAUCUUUGGAUUACUUUCAUGUUGUCAU
Acanthopagrus latus (yellowfin seabream) is the source of this 6137-nucleotide messenger RNA. RefSeq names its product sterile alpha motif domain containing 9 like (gene samd9l). The transcript has 4 exons. Bases 471 to 5090 code for a protein of 1539 amino acids. The record is from RefSeq and is a predicted model, not a curated record. Gene Ontology annotation, cellular component: cytoplasm. NCBI's taxonomy places the organism in Eukaryota, Metazoa, Chordata, Actinopteri, Spariformes, Sparidae. Gene Ontology annotation, molecular function: protein binding.